CCACAUCGGAGAUUACUGGAGAUUUUGAAUUCUCAGCAGCAUUUUGUUUUUCGGAGCGAAAUCUCAAGAACAAGAAUCACCGCUUUUAGGAUAUGCCGGUUGAGGCUUGACGUAGCUAGCUACAGAUAUUGAAGCAGUAUGAGCUGGGUAGUGGAGGAGUGGAAAGAUGGUCUUUCAGGUAAAGCCCUGCAGAAGAUACAAGAGAUUGAGGGACAGCUGGACAAGCUGAAGAAGGAGAGGAAUCAGAAACAGUUCCAGCUCGACUCACUGGAGGCUGCUCUACAAAAACAGAAACAAAAGGUUGACAGUGAGAAGAGUGAGGCGUCUGCCAUUAAGAGGGAGAACCAGGCCUUAGUAGAGUCAUGUGACGCCGUGGAGAAGGCCCGUCAGAAGGCGACCCAUGACCUGGGGGUCAAAGUGCAACAGGUCAGCAACCUGGAGGGUCAGCUCAGCACCAGCAAGAAGACCAUAGAACGACUGGAGCAGGAACUCAAGAAAUAUAAGAAUGAAAAGGACCGUUCUCAGCCCUCCCACUCCUCUGAUCUACAGUCCUACAGCACUCCUCAGAAGACCUUUGCCACUCCUGCUGCUACUCCCAGCUACAGACAGCAUGACUCCAGGCUGGAGGACCUUCAGGAGAGAUACAACCAGGAGGUGGAAGAGAGGAAGAGACUGGAAGCCGAACUGAAAAUCACACAGGUCAAACUGUUGAACCAGUCGUCCGUCAGUCAUAAGGACAUUGCCACCCGGCAACAAGCAGGCUCCUCCAUAUUCCCAUGGCAACAGCAAGACAAGGGCCGCCAGUCCCAGGGCACCAUUGAAACACCCCUGGCUAGGCGGGCAGGGGGCGGGACAUCCGCUGGCGGCUUCCUGUGGAACACGGAGGAUACACCAAUCAAAUCCACCCAGCGAAUCAGCACAUCUGUAUCCCAGUUUGAUUCUGAUGGCUCCUCCCAGCAGAUGGAACAGCUGAGGAUGCUGAAUCAAGAGCUGAAGAGUAAAGUGUCUGAGCUGGAGCAGCAUCUGCAGUCACAGGAGAAGGACGCGAGGAUGCAGAGCGGCAGGCUCCAGGAGCUCCAAGGCCAGCUGGACCAGGCUAGGAGAGACCUGACUGACAGAGACAAGACCCUGGGCAAGAGCAGAGAUGAACUAAGCAAGGCUACCACUCAGCACGAACAAGCUGUCGCCAAGUGUGUGUCAAUGGAGCAGAAAUUGAAACAGGUCUCUGAAGAGAUGUCCUGCCAGAGGCACAACGCUGAGAGCUGCAGACGAGCUCUGGAACAGAAGGUCAAGGACCAGGAGAAGGAGAGCCAGAAGGAGCUGUCCCACCUCCAGAGCAGCCACCACUCCCUAGAGCAGCAGUUUAACCAGACCAAGACCAAGCUGAACCAGGAGAUACAGCAAGCCAAGAAAGACCACAACAUACUGCAGGCUGAGAUGGACAAGGUGUCAUGCCAGAGGAGCCAGCUGGAGAGAGACCAGGAGGAGCAGAAACAGAAGCUGCUGAGGUCAGAACAGAGCCAACAGGCCAGCCAAAACAAGGAGCAGGACCUCAGGAAGAAAUUUGAGGAGCUGCAGAGAGAGAAGAACACUGUGAGCGCCCAGCUGGACCAGGGUAGCAAGAGGCUCUCUCAGCUGGAGGAGGAGAAGAAGAGCGCCGAGCAGAACCUCAAACGCACCCAGAGCAUGCUGGAUGACUUCAGAGCCAAAAAUGAAGCCCAGUCCGAAGAGCUGAAAGGACUUGUCACUAAACUGGAAAGCCAGACCAGAUCAUCAGCCCAAGAUCUAGAGAACCUAAAGAAAACGCUCACAGACGCAGAGACCAAGAAUGACAAGACUCAGAGUGAACUGAAUACCCAAAAACAGGAAGUGGAACAGAUCACAAACAAACACAGCGCUCUGGAGAAGGAGAUCCAGGAACUGAAGACAACCCUGACCACCACUCAGGGCGAGUUUGUGCAGCUGAAGAAAGAGAACGAGACACUUCAGGGAUGGAAAACGGAGAAGGAGACGCUCGUUAACGAGACUGAGGCUGUGCAGCAAGGCUUAGUCGACAAAAUCACUGAGCUGGAGAAGAGUCUGGGCUCGUUGAAUGACGAUAAAAUAGGUCUACAGGAGCAACUGAAUACUCUGGAGGCUGAGAAGGCUUGUCUAUCAGGGCAGAUCGACUCCCUGAAGGGAGAACUCCUCAACAAGUGUACCGACCUGGAGGAGAAGGGCCGCAUGUACGAAGAGCUCCAGAAACAGCUGGAGGAGUCUGACCAGAAACACUUAAAAAACCUGGAAACCGUUGGGUUGCAGAUGACCCAGCUUGAGGGACAAGUGAAGGAUCUGGUGUCCAGGCUGCAGGUGGAGACUGGCAGGGCGGAGCGGGCCGAAAUGUUUCACACUGAGCUCCAGGAGCAGUACCAGGCGGCCUGCGACCUGGCCCGGUCCAAAGAUGCUCUGGUGGAGUUAGGCCAGAGCGAUGUAGCCCAGCUCAGGGAGAGUCUGGCUCAGACCACGGCCCUACAGGAGGAACAACUGGCCAGAUUUACCCAGGAGAAGACCUCCCUCCUGAAGGAGUGUGAGGAAAGCGUAGCAUCGAAGGCAGACGAGGUUGAGCACGCCAAGCUGAGUCUGGUUAAGAUUCAGCAGGAGCUGCCGUUCCUCCAGGACCAGGUGUCUUCACUGGAGUCCAACCUGAAGAUCCAGAAAAGUUUGGGUGUUAAACUACAGGCCAAGUAUGACAACAUUGUCAAUACUAAAGAGGAUCUUGUGGAGAAGCUUUCCGAGGCAGAAAAGAGAGGGGAAAGUCUUCAGGGUGAAGUCAAUAGCCUCUCAGAGCGGGCGAAGACUGUUGGCUCUCUACAGGAGCGCUGUGAUACUCUGACGGCUGCGGCACAGGAGUCCAUAAGCGCUCUGCAGAACAUGACCGAGACCCUGACCCAGACUGAAACAGAGCUGCACAUACUGAGAGACGUGGUUGAAAAACUAGAGGCUCAGGUAAACGAAGCUGAGACCAAGGCCUCAGAUCUUGAGAGGGAAAAGGCAGAGAUGGCAGAGAAAGUAGAGAAAAUCCAGAGGGAAGCUGAAGAGGUUUCUGUGAAGUAUCAAAGCCUUCAGGACUCCCAGGAAGAGGAGAGGAAUGGUUUGCUGAAGCAGAUCUCUACAUUGAAGGACAUACUCACUGAGAAUAAUGCUGCUUCCACCCAGCUGUCUUCUGACCUGAAUAACUCCCUGGAAGCUCUGCAGAAGACACACUCUGCUGCCGUGGAGCUCAACUCCAACCUGGAGAGCAGCCUGGUGGAGAAAACAAACCUAAUCUCUUCUCAGGAGAUGCAAGUCAAAGAGCUCUCAGAGAGACUCCAUAAGGAAGCCGAGAUCCAUGUCACAGAGCUGGAGACUUACCUCCAGAAACAAAGAGGCCUGAAGGAGCAGCUUGAGAUUGUAAAGAGCCAGCUGGAGAGUAAAAGCCAGGAGGGAGCCGAGGCUAAGGAGAAGUGGGAGACGGCCUCACUAGAGCUGUCUAAGCUGAGAGAAGAUUUGUCUUCUGCCAGAAACAGUGUCGAUGAGAAAGGCCGUAAGAUCAAGAGCCUGAAAGAGAGGUUGAACCAGGCUGAGUCUGAACAAGACAAAGCUACCGACGCCCUGAAAGAGAAGGUCAUCAGCAUGAACAAGAUCAAGGUCCAGCUGGAGAUGCUUCAGAUGGACCUGGAGGACAACGAGGCCUGCAUGAACACCUUUGACACCCAGAUAGAGGAGCUUAAAGGAACUGUGGAGGAACUCAGAGGAACCGUGGCCUCUCUGAACGGGAGACUGGAGGAGAGCGUGACGCAAAGGUCCACCUUGGAGACCGAGCUGGGCUCUGUGAAAGAGCAGCUGUCAGAGAAGAGCUGUGAAGUCACCCAGGUGACAGCAACUCUUGAAGACACUCGCCAGCAGAUGCAGGCUGCCUUGUCCACAGCAGGUUUAGUGGAAUCACUCCAGACCACUGUUGAUGGGCUGAUGGAGACCCUGGAGGAGGAGGUUAGAAAACACAGCCAACUGGAGAUGGACAUCAUUCAGCUCACUGAGGAGAAGGAGCAGUUGACUGUGGAGAAGGAGCAGUUGACUGUGAAGAAGGAGCAGUUGACUGUGGAGAAGGAGCAGUUGACUGUGGAGAAGGAGCAGUUGACUGUGGAGAAGGAGCAGUUGACUGUGGAGAAGGAGCAGUUGACUGUGGAGAAGGAGCAGUUGACUGUGGAGAAGGAGCAGUUGACUGUGGAGAAGGAGCAGUUGACUGUGGAGAAGGAGCAGUUGACUGUGGAGAAGGAGCAGCUGACUGUGGAGAAGGAGCAGCUGACUGUGGAGAAGGAGCAGCUGACUGUGGAGAAGGAGCAGCUGACUGUGGAGAAGGAGCAGCUGACUGUGGAGAAGGAGCAGCUGACUGUGGAGAAGGAGCAGCUGACUGUGGAGAAGGAGCAGCUGACUGUGGAGAAGGAGCAGCUGACUGUGGAGAAGGAGCAGCUGACUGUGGAGAAGGAGCAGCUGACUGUGGAGAAGGAGCAGCUGACUGUGGAGAAGGAGCAGCUGACUGUGGAGAAGGAGCAGCUGACUGUGGAGAAGGAGCAGCUGACUGUGGAGAAGGAGCAGCUGACUGUGGAGAAGGAGCAGCUGACUGUGGAGAAGGAGCAGCUGACUGUGGAGAAGGAGCAGCUGACUGUGGAGAAGGAGCAGCUGACUGUGGAGAAGGAGCAGCUGACUGUGGAGAAGGAGCAGCUGACUGUGGAGAAGGAGCAGCUGACUGUGGAGAAGGAGCAGCUGACUGUGGAGAAGGAGCAGCUGACUGUGGAGAAGGAGCAGCUGACUGUGGAGAAGGAGCAGCUGACUGUGGAGAAGGAGCAGCUGACCGUGGAGAAGGAGCAGCUGACCGUGGAGAAGGAGCAGCUGACCGUGGAGAAGGAGCAGCUGACCGUGGAGAAGGAGCAACUUGAGGCUGACUUGCAGAGGCACAGUCUGAACGCUGGGGAUGAGAGAGACGCGGUCAAACAGGAGAACGAGUGUCUCCAGCGUACGCUACAGAGCCUGACGGAGAACUACGAGGCUGUUCAGUCUGCGUUUGAGAGAGCGACCCGACAGAGCGAGGACGAAACCAGAGAGAGGAUCGGAACGUUUGAGAGGGAACAAACCGAGCUCCAGCAGAGACUGAGCGGACUGCAGGGUGAACUAGCCCUGUUCAAGGAGCACUAUGACAGCCUGAUGACUCAGGCAAGCCAGCAGCAGUCUCUCAUAGAGCAGCUACAGACCAAGAGAGACCAGAAGGUCUCUGCAGGAGAGGCGGACGGACCGACUUCCAGACAGACGUCAGGCUCCUUCUUCAACGUCAGCUUCCCCUUAAAAGAAGAUACCAUGGAGAUGAAACCCACAGCUGAGCAAUCAGAUGACCUCCACAACUCUGAGGUACCUCAACAGACAGGAAGUGACGGCAACAAUGAGACAGCUGAAGAGUUCAGUGACUGCAUGGAUAAAGUCCCUGUAGAGCAGCAGAAAGCGCUCAGUAAAAGCCUAGAUGAUGAUGAUGUGACCCUCGGCGGUGAACAUCACCAGGACCAGUUGGCCCAGAGCAGGGAGGCGGUCAGAAAGCUAGAGGAGGAGCUACAGACCCGUCUCUCCCAGCUUGACCUCGCUACCUCUGAGAUGACCCUCAGGAAGGAGCUGUGCUCUGAGCUGGAGGUCAAAGUUGAAGAGUUAGAGGUGAAGGUCCAACAGAUGGAGAAAGAGAUGUGUGGUGCCACGGAGAAGAUUAGCGCUGCCGUAGUGGAGAGACGGACGCUAGGUGACCAGAUCUCAGAGUUGACAGAGGAGGCAGAGUCCCUGAGACUGGCGCUGCAGACCUCUAAAUGUCAGCUCUCUGAUGUCAUGGAGAUGCUAGAGACGCUGGAGAUGGCCAAAGGUGGUUGGAGCGAGAGGUUCUUCCAGGUGGAAAGCGAACUGAAGAGGGUUCGUUCUGAGAAGGACAAUCUAGAGAAACACAUCCUCUCCAUGGAGGCUGAUUUGGAGUGCCUGACCGAGCAGAAAGUCACGCUGGAGAGGGAGAUGGAGGCUAGCCGCAAAGCUAAAUGUGACCUGGCCCAGCAGCUGGCCACCCUCACCUCAGAGAACGGACAACUCAGACAAGAGAUGGUGUCCUGCAGCGAGGAUAGGAAUGAGCUGGAACAGUCAGUGGCACAGUGGAGGGAUAAGGCAGAGAGUCUGGAGAAGACAAACGUGGAUACUAGAGAGGUUAUUAAGAUCUUAGAGGAAGAUAUCAGAAAUGGGAAGACGGAAUCUGAUGUGACGUCUGCUAACCUGGAGAGUCUGCAGAUGGAGAGAGGUCAGCUGGUGCUGCAGUGUCAGGCGCUAGAGAAGACCAUCACCCUGCAGAGCGGGGAGAAGGACAACCUGAUUAACCAACUGAACAGCUUCAAAGAUGACCAGAGCUCUGCGAGCAAAAACACUGAGUCCAUGGCCUCUAAGAUCCAGUCUCUGGAAGGGGAGAUAUCUAGACUAGCCCAGUCUCUGGAGUCUUCUCUGCUAGAGAAAGGAGAGAUAGCCUCACGCCUCAACUCAACCCAGGAGGAGGUGGCCCAAAUGAGGUCGGGCAUCGAGAGGCUCCGGGUCCGCAUAGAGUCCGACGAGAGAAAGAAAAAACACAUGAGCGAACUGCUGAAGGCUGCCCAGAGGAAAGCAGAUGCUCUUCAGGACCAGCUAGACAAACGGGAGAGGGAGAGGGAAGACGCUGACCAAAACCUAGAGGAGGCUGUGCUUCAGGCCGAGACCGCCACGGCCCAACUUGAAGAGUUGGAGGAAGAGAAGAAGGAACUGGCCAGUAAGAUUGAGGAGAUGACCGCCGAACUGGACAGCCUGAGAAAUGAGAAGGAGAGGCUUGAGGAAUUGCUCUCUCUGAAGAACGCAGAGAUUGAGGAGAUGAAGGCAGCAAACCGAGCUGCCACUGAGGAACUGGAGAAGGGAAUGAGAGAGGCGGAGGACAAACAGAGGGCAAUGGUGGAAGAGUUACAGGCCCAGCUUGGCUCUAUGAGCUCUGAGCUGCAGAAAUGCAGAGAAGGCCUGGAGGGGGAGAAGGAGAGAAUGCGGUCUCUAACAGAGGAAUGGAAGACUGAGGGGGAGAGGCUGAAGAAAGAGGUGGAUCGACUGCAGGCUUUGGAGAUCGAGCGGGAGAAGGAGAGAGAGAUGCUGACUCUGAGACUGCAGGAGGACCUGGAGGCACAGCAGAGAGAGAUGGGGGACAUCCGAGAGAACAACAACACCCUGCAGCAAGAGAUGGAGAAGCUGCAGGCACUACUGUCUGAGCGGGAGCAGAAAGAACAGGCUCAGUGUGCAGAGAGACUAGAACUACAGCAGCAGUCAGAAAGCUACAAGUUAUCCCUGGAGGAGGUUACCUCGGAGAAGGAGGUGCUGAAGGCACAGCAGGAGGAGGAGGUUGCAGCCCUUAGGGGUGAGCUGACCUCGGAGCAGGAGGUGCUGAGGGGACAGUUGGCUGCAGCGGAGGAGGAGAUCAGAGGUCAUCUGUCAGAGCUGAGCAGUCUGAGAACCAGAAUGGAGGAGCUCAGCACUACCAUCACACAGCAGGACAGCAGCAAACAGGUAUCGGAGCUGAGCUCCAGAGUGGCCCGUCUGUCUAAGGAGAGGGACUCAGCCCUAGGUAAGGUUAACCUGUGGAUGAACUCCUGUAAACAGCUGGAGAAGGAGAGGGAGGCUCUUGUACUGGAGACCCAGAAACUACAGGCCAGCCAGACACCAGCUGGUGAAGAGAGCAGUGAUGAGGUACAGAAGAGGAGCUCUGAGGAGGUGCAGGCUGAACUCAAAGAGUUGAAGAAAGCUCUAGAGGAGAGGAGUGAGGAGGUGCAGGAGCUCAGCAAGACUCUAGCAGAGAGAAGCAGGGAGUUGGAGGCGCAGAAGAGGAGCAGUGAGUCUGAACUGGAGGAGCUAACUGAAGCCUUGGAGGAGAGGAGCAGGGAGGUGGACGAGAGCAUGGAUAAAUACUGCAGCCUGAUGGUCCGUGUCCACAAGCUGGAGGAGACCAACGACACGCUGGAAACACGCCUGGAGCGCCUUGUCACGCAGACCACUAGCAGCACGGCUAACAACGCUAGCAACACGGCUAACAAUGCUAGCAAUAAAACACCCAGGCGAAAGUCAGGCAGGAGGUCAGCCUCCAGGGCACAGGAAGCACUCAUACCGUUGGGUCCCACAGAGACAGACUCUGAGAACACGGUGCCUGCUGGUCAGGGUCAGGGGUCGUUGGGGAAGAGGGGUUGUGGUGUUCUAGCAGCUAGUGACAACAGCAACACUCCAUUUAAAGCCCAGGAGGCCCUGCUGAACACUGCCAAGAGGAUCAAAGCAACAGCAACCACGCCCAAACCAGGAAGUAGACAGGAAGAGGAGGAGUUUAGGCCAGAGGGACUUCCUGAGCUGGUGCAGAGAGGGUUUGCUGAUAUCCCUCUAGGAGAGGCCAGUCCCUUCAUCAUGAGGAGAACCGCAGUGCAGCGCUGUAGCCCUCGCCUGGCCGCCGCACGACACACUGCCACCACCCCCUCUGUAACCCCCCAACACAAGGUGCUGGAGCCCCUGUCUCUUCAGAGCCCUGUCGGCAUGGCAACUCUGUCUGACAGCCCUGGUGGGAAAGGCCUGUGUGUUAGUCCCGCCUCCAGUGGCGAGGAGAGGCGUGGCCGUCGGUCCCUGAGCACACGGAAGACUCCGGAACAGAGGGAGAAACGCAAAGAGGCCAUGAUGACAGCAUCACGCCAAGAGGAGAACUGCCAAGUGCAGUAACAUAGCAACUAACUAACCUGUACAAAGCCAGUAACACCCCAGCCCAAACCAAUGUGAGGACAGAAUACUGGUGUCAGAAUGUCUGUAAACUGCAUUACUAAUGUAAUUCAUCUGUCUGCUGUCUGUGGUACAGGUGAAACGCGAUUCUCCAAUGUAAGCUGUAGAUAUUAAAUGUUUUUGUGUUUUUGCUCUGAACCUGUUUUAUACUUUCUAUUCCUCCUGAUUUACUACUACUGUUAAUAGCACAACAAUAAACUUUUUUUUUUUUUAAAUUUUAUCUGUUAUUAGGGCUGGUUUUCCAGACCCAAAUGAAUCCUACUGGACUAGAAAGCAUGCUCGAUGGAGAAUCUCCAUACCAUUGGAACUUAAUGUGUGUCUGUAGAAACUAUCCCAUAAAGUCGUAUAAGAUAACUCCAAUACCUAGUUCUGUAGCUUUACGGGUCUUUUCUGUGUCAAUAACUAAUAAUUCCACUUCACUCCAGCUCAUUGGUUGUUCAUAAUGAUAUAACUGCUGUUUUACUAAACAUUGUGAUCACA
Messenger RNA from Oncorhynchus tshawytscha (Chinook salmon), 9330 nucleotides. RefSeq names its product centromere protein F (gene cenpf). Gene Ontology annotation, cellular component: chromosome, centromeric region; nucleus; spindle pole. Gene Ontology annotation, molecular function: dynein complex binding; microtubule binding; transcription factor binding. The coding region runs from base 139 to 8793 and encodes 2884 amino acids. The transcript has 21 exons. Gene Ontology annotation, biological process: regulation of G2/M transition of mitotic cell cycle; mitotic cell cycle; metaphase chromosome alignment. The record is from RefSeq and is a predicted model, not a curated record. Lineage: Eukaryota; Metazoa; Chordata; Actinopteri; Salmoniformes; Salmonidae.